AUGGAUGCGCACGCCCUCCUCUCGUCGCAAGGGUGGCGCGGCAAAGGCCACUCCCUCCACGCGACGGACGACGCGAUCGGGCUCGCGAAGCCCCUCCUCCUCAACCGCAAAGACAACACCAAGGGCCUCGGGCAGAAGGCGCACUUCACGAGCGACACGUGGUGGAUGAACGCCUUCGACGAGCAGCUGCAGGGGCUGGACACGUCGAAGCAGGGGCGGGUCACGCAGACGGUCACGCAGGGCCGGCUGAACCAGGUCGAGAAGGUGUCGGGCGGCAAGUGGAUGCUGUACGCGAGCUUCGUGCGGGGGGGCUUCCUGGACGGGACGAUCGGGCUGAAGGAGGAGGCGAGGACGGAGGAGAGCGGGGCGUCGACGCCGGAGAGCGAGGAGACCGGGGACGAGAGCGAGGGCGGGGUGAGGAUUGAGAAGGAGAGGGGAGAGACGAAGGAAGAGAGGCGGGCGAGGAGGGCGGCUAGGAGGGCGAGGAAAGAGGCGAGGGAGACGAGAAGGAGGGAACGUGCUGUGAAGAAGGCGAAGAAGGCCGAGAAGGCCGAUAAGGGGGAGAAGAGGGAAGAGUCGAAGGAAGAGAGGAGGGCCAGGAGAGAGGCGAAGAAGGCGAAGAGGGAAGCAAGGAAGGGGAAAUGA
This is a messenger RNA of Colletotrichum karsti, 645 nucleotides long. RefSeq lists its product as uncharacterized. The record is from RefSeq and is a predicted model, not a curated record. Lineage: Eukaryota; Fungi; Ascomycota; Sordariomycetes; Glomerellales; Glomerellaceae. Bases 1 to 645 code for a protein of 214 amino acids. The transcript has a single exon.